AUGCGGCGAAUCGAGCGAACUUUUGACAAAAUUAAAGAGCUCGCCACGCUUGAUGAAGAAAGUUGGUCCGACCGCCUGGCAUGGGCCAUCAAGAACAAGGAGCAGUGUCAAGAGCUGCUCGAUAAAAUCGCGACGGAAGAAAAUGUUGUUUACAAAUACACGCAGAGCAUAUCUCUCGGGAUCAACUUGUCUAUGCACUCAAGCGUCAAGCAAAUUUCGGAAGGGAACGCUUUAGAGGCCAAUAGUGACGCGAUUGCGGAUAAAGUGUUGGCAAGAUUGACCGAACAAUUCACCAGUAUCAUAUACAGACCCAUAGAGCCCGUGACACGACCGAUCCUCGUAAGAAAGGUCCCUUGUGGGACUCAGAAAGUGCCGAAGAAACACCAGCGUCGACAACUGAAGAUGAACUCCAAUCCUCGACUACUAUCGAAUUGUCAAGCAGCAGAUGGACCUACAUCCCGCCAGAAUAACAAACAGGUAAAACAGGAGCUGCAAGAACAGAAGCUACAAGAACAGAAGCUACAAGAACAGAAGCUACAAGAACAGAAGCUACAAGAACAGAAGCUACAAGAACAGAAGCUACAAGAACAGAAGCUACAAGAACAGAAGCUACAAGAACAGAAGCUACAAGAACAGAACAGACAGCGACAGCAGCAAAAGAAGAAAGAAGAGGAGAGGCAGCAAGAAGAGAAGAGGCUGCAAGAAGAGAAGAGGCAGAUGGAACAUAAAAUCCAGGAGGAAGAAAAGCUUAAAGCCCUAGAAGCACCACAAGACCCAAUGGUUCAUUUGAUUGAUCCAGUCAUGAAAGAACGUCACUUUCCAUUUGAUAUGGUCAAGACCUGGGGAGCCAUGGAAGAAAUCCUGCAGUCAACUCGCUUCCACGGCAGCAUUUAUAAAUCGGCCGUCAUGGAAGGACGGUACGACCUGACGACAAAGGAUGGUAUCGUGGAGGCCAGAGAUUGGGAGAAGAUGAUCAGGCCUGGAGUGAAGAUUGUUAUGAGCAUGUGGACCUACUAA
Colletotrichum truncatum is the source of this 1017-nucleotide messenger RNA. The record is from RefSeq and is a predicted model, not a curated record. Lineage: Eukaryota; Fungi; Ascomycota; Sordariomycetes; Glomerellales; Glomerellaceae.